Brassicogethes aeneus is the source of this 1724-nucleotide messenger RNA. NCBI's taxonomy places the organism in Eukaryota, Metazoa, Arthropoda, Insecta, Coleoptera, Nitidulidae. The record is from the annotation of a GenBank genome assembly.
GAGCAUAGUGGAGACAUUUUGUCUUUCACAGCUUCAUUGUUAGUUUUGUAAACGCUUCAAAACGUAUCAUCUAAAGAAUUUGGACAUGGGAUCCUCUAAAAGCGAUCCUGUGCCACCGAGUGUCAAAAACAACAAGCCGUACGGUAAAGUGGUGUUGACGUUGAAAAAUCAACUUUUGCCCGAGGAAAAAUUGAGCCCGACCCCCUCGCAAAAUGACGGUUUGGAUCAGGACUCGGAAAUGGAUUUGCGAAUUUACGGGUGCGAGCUCAUACAGACGGCCGGGAUACUGUUAAAAUUACCGCAGGUAGCGAUGGCCACCGGCCAGGUGCUGCUGCAGCGCUUCUACUAUUCCAAGUCCCUGGUCAGGCAUCCGGUGGAUCACACCGCGAUGGCCUGCGUCUGCUUGGCCUCGAAAAUCGAGGAGGCCCCGCGUCGGAUACGCGACGUCAUCAACGUGUUCACGCACAUCCGACAAGUCAACAGCAACAAGCCCAUACAACCAGUAAUUUUGGACCAAAAUUAUAUACAACUGAAAAACCAGGUCAUCAAGGCUGAAAGGAGAGUUCUGAAGGAAUUGGGAUUUUGUGUACACAUUAAACACCCCCACAAGAUUAUCGUAAUGUACCUGCAAGUUUUGGGUUUCCAAAACAACCAAAAACUGAUGCAAUAUUCGUGGAAUUACAUGAACGAUAGUUUAAGGACGGACGCGUUUGUGCGAUAUCAGCCGGAGACUGUGGCCUGCGCAUGUAUUUACCUCACUGCCCGUAAACUAAAACUGCCUCUGCCAAAAAACCCUUCGUGGUACACGAUUUUCGGGGCUACCGAACACGAAAUCCGUGACAUUGCCGUUAGAAUAUUAAAAUUGUACAAUAGACCAAAACCGAAUGCAGAUGCGCUAGAGAAAAAAGUAGACGAACUAUGCAAGAAAUAUUUGGAUUUAAGGGCAAAAACGAGGGGUACUUCGGGGGGGAAUACCCCAAACAACGAUUCCAGUAGUCCCAACCAACAAAAAACAACUGGGGCGCAUAAUGCUUGGGGCGGUUUUAUAAGCCGGUCAGGAAGCCAUACAGCGCCUUUAUUGAACGAAAAAAGGUCGAGGAGCAAAUCGGGGAGUCAUUCUCCUUCAGGAGGAGGUGGAGGAGGAGGAGGGGGAAAACACCACAAGAGGGGGAAGAAACACAGGAGUAGAAGUAGAAGUCCCAACAGAAACCACAAAAAAAGUCAUAAAAGAAAGACUUAUUCAAGAUCUCGCAGCAAUUCUCCUCACGGAAAAUCAAGAAAGAGGGACAAAAGAAGAUCAAGGAGCGGAAGUAACGAACGCGAAACAAAAAACGAUCGUUACAUUGACAGGUACGAAAAAAAUGACAAGUAUGACAGAUACGAAAAAAAUGAUAAGUACGAAAGAGAUCGUUACGAUAAAUACGAAGAUUCAAAAAAAGAUAGACACGAAAAAAAAUACGAGAGAGAUGAUAAAUAUAGGGAUGAGAAAUACUCCUCUAGGGAUGAUAAAUACAAAAAAUCAUCAAAACAUAGGGAUGACGAUAGGGAUCGAUCAAAAGAUCGUAGGAGAUGAAAAGAUUUAAAAAUGCUAUCAAAUGGAUUUAAAAUGGGUAUAUGUAUUUUUAAACAAAAUAAUUUUAUCCAAGAGUAAAUUUAGCUCAAUUUUAGUUUUUUUAUUAUUGCGUUAAAUUGUAACAGGAUGUACAAAUAUAUUUUUCAUUAAU